AUGUCUUCGGUUCCACCGGAGCAAGUCGCUAGUGAAUUUAAAGGCACGGGGUCCAUGUUCACCCAGCAAAACCCCGCGGCUUCUGCAAGCUCCUUCAAGCCAGCCGGGAACGAUGACUCCAAAGCGCCAUUGCCCAAGGGUGUAGUCCUGGACAAAGACGGGAAGCCCUGCCGCACCUGUACAUCCGUCGCCUCAUGGCGAGCAUUGACCAAGCAAGCAGACCUCAAAAGCGCAAACUCAAACUCUACCUCUUCCAAUACCUCGACUGCGGGCAAAAUGACAGCCUCAAUGUCCGCCCUCGCCGCCGCUGGAACGCCUUCGUCCAGCGAAAGACCCUCAGACUGCCCGCCAGACGUCGAAGAGCUAGGUCGCUCAACAUGGACAUUAUUGCACUCGAUGGCAGCUACAUACCCCGAAAAGGCGGACGCAGAACACCAGGCUAACAUGAGUGGAUUCUUGAAGUUCUUCUCCAAGCUGUACCCGUGCUGGGUGUGCGCGGAUGAUUUCCGGACAUGGAUGGCGCAUCCCAGUGGACGAAAUCAGCCGAAACUGGGUAGUCGGAAGGAAUUCGGAUGGUGGAUGUGCGAGGCGCAUAAUGAGGUUAAUCGGAAGCUUGGGAAGAAGGAGUUUGAUUGUCGACUUUGGGAGGAGAGGUGGCGGACUGGGUGGAAGGAUGGUCGGUGUGAUUGA
Molecule: messenger RNA, 690 nt
Organism: Penicillium coprophilum
Lineage: Eukaryota; Fungi; Ascomycota; Eurotiomycetes; Eurotiales; Aspergillaceae
Product: flavin-linked sulfhydryl oxidase
Exons: 2
Coding region: 1-690 (229 amino acids)
Cellular component (GO): mitochondrion
Molecular function (GO): flavin-dependent sulfhydryl oxidase activity; flavin adenine dinucleotide binding
Source: RefSeq, a predicted model, not a curated record